Messenger RNA from Harpegnathos saltator (Jerdon's jumping ant), 7108 nucleotides. RefSeq lists its product as uncharacterized. NCBI's taxonomy places the organism in Eukaryota, Metazoa, Arthropoda, Insecta, Hymenoptera, Formicidae. The transcript has 14 exons. The record is from RefSeq and is a predicted model, not a curated record. Bases 255 to 4001 code for a protein of 1248 amino acids.
GGUAGUUGCCUGCGGUGGAUGUUGACAUUUGUUGCCGUCAAUGGUGCUGAAUAGUAGUCAAUGGCGUACAAUAGACGCACCUGUGUCGAUGCAUCAAAGGAAUCUCGCGUUCUAUAUCGGAUGACGCCGCCCGAGAGCCGUAUGAUACGCUUGUAGGAGUGGCUCUUACGAACCAAUUACGGCACAUUCGUACGUGCGGUCGCGCUGUGAUAUACGAAUGUUAUUUAAGAUUGGCAUGUUAAAAGACAGUGAACAUGGAAGUGACGGGCACGUCCACGGUGACUGACACUUGUCUCUCGACAGCGGAUUCGGAUGCCGGCAAUGCCAAUUCAGAGCUCAAUGAUGAUUUCUCGCCGAAGAGCGAAGAGGUGUCGCACGUUGAUGAUGUAACAUUUGCCGACGAGGAAGCUGCCGAUACGCGAACGACAACGAACUACGAAUUAUCUACUAGCCCUGCCUUCGACAACGGCAACACGGCGAGAGAAAAGUACAAGGAGCACACCGAUUCAUUAUAUAGUCCGCGACAAAUUACGAUACCGGAGGAUCACAAGACUGAAUCGUCAGAGGGAACAACGGAGCAUGCUGACAGUCGCCACGUACCUCAAACUCCACUAGCCUUUACCAUCGAUUUCGGUAAUAACAAGGAAGUGGACACGGCAAAGUAUCAAAAUUUGUUCGAGAGGUACAACGCCAGGCAUAGGCGGAAUCUUUCCACGUCCAAGGUAGAAGUAAAAUCAAAAAAGCCAAGCAAUUUAUUGUCUCCAAACUUGGUGCAGAAGCAGAAAGUUCCUAGUACUCAUUCAGAAGGUUAUUUUAGUAGUGAAGAUGAUACAAAGCGGAAAAUUGAUCAAUUAUCAGAAAGACUUAAACAACUAGGUGUCAAGGCACCAUCGAAAGCACAUUCUAGCACAAAAAAGUCCAAUGAAGAUAUAGAUACUUAUCAAAAUAAACAAUGUUUAAUGACAAGAUCUUGCAAUGAUGAGUCACGACACAAUAAAUUGCCUCAUCAGGGUCUCUCCCUAGAACUUGAAUACCCAAUCGAAUCUAAUGAAAAUGUAUAUUGGACGUCUCCGAAAUCAGCAACGAUAAAUGAUUUGAGUCGUGUUCAGCUUAACAACUACGAUGACGAUGAAAACGAGAAGUUGUACACAAAGAAUAUAGAGUUUAUUGAUGUUGAUCACGAGUGUAAAGAAGUGAAUGAUUUUGAAGAUACACCCUGCACAGUCACUAAUAAAAUAUCAAAUAUGAAUUAUAUCACCGACGAUUUUAAUAUAAAAAAUACAAGCGGGAAGGAGAACAGUUUAUCGAAUGUCAGUUAUACAAUGGAUUUGAAGGUAGAAGACACUGAUCUAGAUGUAUUUAACGUUAGCAAUGUCGAUGCUGGUUCUGAUGGUGCAGUGAGCGAAGCUGGAACCUAUACAAUUCAUAAAGAUUAUACUGAUGAGGAAAAAGCAAGAAUGGAUAUUGAUAAAGUUUUUAGUGUUGGUAUUCUAACCGAAGACGAAAGUAACGAGGCGUAUGUUCAUAAUUUCAAGAUGAGUGUUUCCCGCGAUAACAAUGCGUGGAUAUCGGAAUGGGCUACACAAGUAGCAGAGCAUAAUUCACUACCUCCGAUAAUAGGCGGCUCAACAGGACGUACGCCGCCUCUCAGUCCUACUAAGAUACCAUCUCCGAUUCAUGGCAGAUCUCAACGAAUAUCACGUAAUCGUUAUGAACAAUCGGACAGUAAUCCAGGUACCGAUACGUACGUACGAAUAAAAGAAAGAAUUGGUUUAGUCUCGAGCCAAAAUCAGAUCAUAGAUUCCGGUGGUGAAUCCGAUGAUGACACCAGUAACAGUUACAACACACCGCCUAACAGCUCGCAACGUACACCUGUACAUAGUGCUGCAGCUAGACGCAGUAGUUUGUCCGAGUCAUUGUUUCGAAGAGCCAACACCAACGAAAAUAGACGAAGCGUCCGAAAAUACUUAAGUUCGGCCAGAUCAAAGACUGCUGACACGAAUGUAGAGUUACUGAGUAACCCGUCCCAAGUUUUGUCACCCCUCCAUUUGGAGAGAAGAAGCAGUUCUCUUGAUAGGAAAGAAUAUGCUUCUGAUACAACAGAAUCUAAUACGUCCAGAAGAAAUAGUAUAAAAUAUAAGGAAGAAGACUUUAAACACACAAACAGUCCCAUUUUAAGCCGUCUUAGGCCACCUACACCGAAACUGACUAACAGUCCUAUUGUGAAUCGUAAGGCUGCUGCAACGAAGGUCCUCAAUUCUCCUUUGUUGGAACGAUCUAAACAUAUGACGAAAUCAGUCCAGCAGGCGAAAAAUAUAGGAUAUUUUACAUGCGUUGAAAACAGUCCGUAUAUGUUGAGAAAAUCCAAUAGUACCACAAAUUAUCACGAGGCAACCAGUUAUUUUGAUAAAGAUAUCUCUAUUAAAGCGCCUAAUGUUUUACGAAACAGUCCAGAAUUUCAACGGCAUCUCAAUAUACAAAGAUCAUCGAGUAACGCAAGUAUCAGAAACACGAAGUCGCAGAAUAUGGUAUCACGUCGAAGCAGCUUCAACAGCGAUGUUGACAGGAUAUCGUCGAGAGGGAAAUUUCUCGUUGCUUCUGAUAGUAGCAGCGAAACUGGUGAACAGCAAAGAAAAUCUCCUUUAACGCCAAUCUCAUCCGGGAUAAAAUUAAAUAGAGCUUUCAGUAUAAGAAGAGCAAGAUUAAAUUGCGAAUCUGAUACAACGCCAAACACAACCCCAGAAGAAAGGCGUAGACGAGCUCAAUCUGAAGUGAAGACUUCAGCACCUAUGAAUAAGCAACAAAGUUAUCACCGUAGUCGCACAAGCAGCGUUGGGGCACACAGUAAGGAAUCACUGAAGAAAUCAGAGCCAACGAAAUAUAGAACACCGUCUAUAUCUAGGACCGAUACCGGUAGAUUUAGCAUGAGAGCCAGCAAGCCAACUCAUCAUCCUCCGAGUAGUCAGAAAAUGAAUCAAAAGCCAAAUAAAGAUCACAAAAAAUCUGGUAGAAGUAACUCCACUCUUACGUCAAAGGAGGUAGAGUUUCAGAACUGGAAAAGACGGAAAAGCUACGAUCCGAUGAAAGCAGCGGCGGAAGGCAGGAAGAAACUGAUAGACAGCACAAAGAAACAUCAUAGUACUGAAGAUAGUUCUGGAAACCAUGACAGUUCCGUGUUGAGAUCUGCAAGUUUUCAUGGUACAGGAGGUGCUCUCUCGCUGGCUAAUGAUUGGUCAGACAAUGAGUUCAAUGAUUCUUACCAUGAAAACCAAGUACCACCACCUAGCAGCCCGCAGUUGGAGAGCGACAGCGACUUGGAAACUUCGUCUUACCUGCAAACAACUCAAAACGUCGUGUCUGCCAUGUCUGCCCGUAUGACAGGGUAUCGCCCUCCUCUCGAUUCCGAUAACGAAAGCGAUGAAGAUACGAGUCAUAGUCUGCAUCAAAAUAUACCGAAGGCAGUGCGCCAUCCGAGCGAUACGGAGAGCAGCGACGAACGGCACCCCAUGACACAAUCUCCCAUCUCCAGUACUAAAUACAAUAGAGAACUUAAUUUGCGUAGAGUAAAACUGGACCCGCAACGAACGAAACCUGUGUCUUCCACUGCAAACAAAGCUAAAAAUUUCUCGCACGAUACUCGUGGCAAGCCUGAAUCCAUUCCUAGCAUCAGUAGAGCAGAUUCGGGACGACCAAGCGCACGAGUUAGUAGAAUUUCAGGCAUGGGGCCUAAAAGCAAACCAAAAGAAUUGAAAAAGCCUUUGACGCCAAAUGUACGGGAAGUCGAGAUGCAAAAUUGGAAACGUCGCAAAAGCUACGAUCCUAUGAAAGCGGCAAUGGAAGGAAGAAGAAAAGCGGGCUUGGCGAAGAAGAAUAUCAACGAAAAUUUGUCACCAAGCCACGUAGCAAGGUCGCAAAGUUUUCACGGAUCAGUAGGGUUGGUCGUCAGUGAUUGGAGCGACGAGGAACCAAUCAUAUCUGCGGAUGAAGCCUCAUUGUAUUAGAAUUGUCUCAAAACUAUCGGUAGCAUAUAGAAAUAAAUAUACGAGUGAAAGUAAGGUAAAAAAGCCAAAUUAUUAACAAAAUUCUUGUAUAUAAUGUGAAUUUUACAGAAUGCUUUAUGAGCACUCCUAUAUGUACCUAAAACAAUUAUAGAAAGACAAGAAACUACAUAAAACAUUUUUUCUAUAUUAUAAAUUUGUGAUCUAUAUAUGAAGGUACGUACAGAAGUGUUGUGUGUCGACCCGUACAACUACUGAACUCUGAGUUACAAAAAAAUUGUGCUUCCCAUGAAAUGAUACUUAAAAAUAUAUAUACUGAAAUUCGCAAUAUUAUAACGUUAAAAAAUGGCCAUUUGCUUAUUUUAAAUUUAAUUAACAUGAAAAAUGUUCUUUCGCUUUUUGUAAUUUACUUUAUAUUUUCUGUUGCACGUAAAAUAUAAAAUAUAAAUAUUGCCUAAAUGUAGUUACGUUGAAAAGAUGUUUUACACACAUGAACGAUAUUAACAUGAAAAAGAAAAUUGAAGUAUCUUAAUGUCAAGCGGAAAUACAGCGCAAUGCGAUGUUUAAUUUAUAGUAUAAUACAAGGGGUGCUAUAUAGAACUAUGAAGAAAUAUAUGUGUGUUAUUGGUUUAAUUAUAAUUGGACCAAUCGCGUAGCGUUUAUGUACAAAUAUUUGUAUCUCUAUAACCGCGUCUUAUCUCUCAUUGAUGCAGUCUAUUCAUCUAAGCAUAAGAUACGCAUGUUUGUCGCUUGAGUAACUUAUGCAAUGUAUUUUUUCAUUAAAAGCAAGAAAGUAGGGAAGCGCGGGAAAGUUUAAUGUGUAAAUUUACGUAUCUUUCUCGUAUUAUUAAUUAGGAUGUAUGUAUGUCACACACUGUUCAUAAUAGUCUGAAUUCCGCAACAUUGGUACACACGAUUUCUUCCUGUUAGCAUAAUUAUCGAUAUAGAAAAAGUAACGUGUACUAUGCUCUCUUCCAAAGCGCGCAAUGAAUUAUAGUAAAUAUCUUUCUUCUAUGAUAAUUUCAUGUGAUCAUAAUGGGCUUUACAAUGAUCUUAAACAUUAAGAUGUAUAUAUUAUUAUCAAUUGGUUUAAUUGUACAUUGUUUUUGAUUUUAUACAAACACUAACUUUUUCAUUUUGCUCUAGUAAGCUGAAUUGUCUCUAAUACAUUCGAUCGAGUAAUAUUACAUGACACUAAUAUAGCAUAAGACAUAUUUUAUACUUAAGUACUUGUUCAGAAGAUUGUAUCACUUGUUCAUCAUACUGGUUGCUCUAUUGUAAAUUUGAUGAGAAUUUUAUCUGGAUUAUCUUCCCUAGAGUUUUGUAAAAUUUAUGCAAGUUCGUUAAGCAUAUCGCAAGCAUUACGAUAAAGAAUUAUAUUAAUGUUCCCUUUAUUGCAUAAUCCCUAAACGAUUAUUUUAUUAUCUCGCAACAACUUCGCAAAAAAAUUUUGUGUUAUUUUUUUGCACAUAUACACUAUAUUAUCUUUGUAUGUUAUAUAACUGAAAAUUUAGUUAAAAGUACUUAUUUAAUUUUGAUUGUCAAUUACCAUUUAUAAUUUAUUGACAACACGUUUCUUCAUAUGGAAUUAUGCAAUAAAGAUUCUAGAAGAAUGUGAUAUUAUGGCAGGAUUAGAACGUUACUGAGUUAAUAAAUAAUAAUAAUGUAGAUUUGUUCGUUAGAAAUUAAUAAUAAUAGUUUGAGCGUCAGCAUUGCAUGGUUUUGUCUUAGAGAUAAUUUUGUUAUACUACGCAGAAUUUGACAGUAAUCUUGCAAAACUAAUUAUAAUUUGUGGUUUUGUUAUUAAAAUUUGAAGUUUCUCUCUUUUGAUGGCAAAAUAAUGAAAUAUAUUGCGUACAUUUAAUUACUCGACAAAAGGAAUUUAUCUGAUCUUUGUGUGAUAACAUCUUGUAUAUUGGAAGUUAAUCAGUUCGUUACAUAGGCUACACAGGUUCGCUACCAUGUAUACAUUUUAAGUAUGUUACGAUCGUAUACAAAAUAUUUUCUCGCAAAGUGCUCUCAUAUAUAUAUUCAUUCGCGUUUGGUAUUCUUGUCUUUCCUUUAAAGUGAAAUGGGCUUCCAAUGUGCAAAUUACUAUGUCUCCACGAUAGAUACAUCAAAUUACAUAGAGCGUUAUACAAAUAUAUUGCGUUAUUUUAAUUUUGUAACUGGAAAUAUAUGAGGAUCAUUUAGAAAAUUGUUAUAUCCUGGUUAACUGUUUUAUCUGUGAAAGUCUAAUUCUGAUUUCAUUUUUCUAUAAUGUAAUCUCAUCAUAAAACUGAAGAAAUCUCAAUUAUUUCUGAAAGUGAUAUAAAUACUUGCUGCCAAGAUCCUCACUUUUCUAGCGAUUUCGAACAACGAUUAUAUAUUUGUAACCUGUUUUUAUUUUGUCAAUGAAUUUGCUAGAUAAUCAAUUAACAUAUCUUAGUUUUACUAAUGCCGAUAUUAUAUAUACAGAUAUCAAAAUAUUUUCUUAUUAACAUGAUUUGUAUUGUUUAGUUAUAUUACGUACACAUAUAUUCGUGUAAUAACAUUAGAUAAAUGUAUCUUGUUUCAUCACAGAAAGAAGGACGUAUUUACAGGAAGUCUUUCUUAUUAUAAUUAUAUUGCUAUUUUUGAUGAUAAAAACUUUUCAUGAAAAAUAACAGAUAUUGAAAAUGGUUAUAAUAAGAAAGACAUUCUGUAUAUGCAGUUGUAAUAACAAUGAUAUAUUUUUGUAUAUUCAUAGCCUACAGACAGGCAUGUUAAGUUCCAUUUUAUAAAUUAAUUAACUUUUAUUGGAAUAUGUACAAUUAUUUUGCAGAAUACUACGUAUGAUAUUGAAAUAUAAAACUGGUAUUAUAAGUAAAAAUGUGUCAAUCAAUCGUUAUACAUAUAUCGUAAUAAUAUAAAUGUAAAUGGCAAAGCAAUAAGUGUUUUUGAAUUUUUGAAACACCAUCCAAUGUCAAAAUAUUGUUGAAUCUUGCAAUUUUACGAAGUAUUUUUUCGAACGUAUUGUUAUUGUAAAUGUAAUUGUCUAAGUGCCAACUAUAUAGUUCAGUUUACAAGCAAGAUCAUUACUACAUGUAUUCGGAAAAAAGCUAUAUAAUUCUAACAUUUGUAACAUUGAA